Lymnaea stagnalis (great pond snail) is the source of this 11222-nucleotide messenger RNA. NCBI's taxonomy places the organism in Eukaryota, Metazoa, Mollusca, Gastropoda, Lymnaeidae. The record is from the annotation of a GenBank genome assembly.
ACAAUUUGUUUGAAUAUCCGCUGUUUCGUCUGCAACUUUGUUAUUAUUCUGAAGUCUGAAGCACGAAAAUUAAAAAGGCAAGUGGCGAAGCAGGUCCAGUCAGCCUAUAAUUAUAGGCAUACUUAAUAUUAAAUAAAAAAAAUAAUUCAGUUUUAAUUAUCGUCCUAAGGCUUAAGCCGUUCCAACAUGAAAGCAACAAAUAAGCUAGUCAAGGAAUCAACAAACUAAACUAAAACAAGUAACAUAACAAGUGAAACACUCACCAACUCAAUACCACUUGCGUCCAUUAUCAGUGUAUCAUCACACAACAACUUCCAUUGUUUGAGAAAGCUUUACAUUAAUGAUAAAUAAUUCUAAUUUAUUAAUCACCUUCUUUCAUCCUUCAAGUUACAAAUUCUAGGACCACCUUACAAAAAUAGGAAAUUGUACCCUGCCUUGGCCUUGAUGGGUAAAUUUAUGAUUAUGACCAGUUUUCGGCCCAUGGAAAUUUUUUAGGGUGCUUUUACUCUUAUCUAUUAAUUAAUUUUGAAUACAUUUCUUUUAGUAAGAUAGCUGUAUUUUAUAUCAAAUUAAAGGAAAUUAGACAGAGAAUAAUAAUAAGUAACAGAUAAAACAAUAUGGCAACAAUAUUUAAAAUUUUUCUAGUUAUAUUAUGAGAUAAAAUAUUUUGUAUUUUUACAAAUGUACACCAAAUCUGAAUUUACCAGACUACCAUAAUAUGGUCUGUGUAGCUGGUAUCCUAUUCUGCUUCAAUCCUCAGAAAGUAUAUCCAUUUUUUAUCAUAAUGCAGUUACACUUUGAAAAUAUUUCAUUUAGCGACAGAGUUAUACCCAUUUUUGUAACGUUAGUAGUAUUAUUAUCUGAAUGCUCACUGUUGCCAUAGUAACAAAGUGGUUUUUAAACAAAUUCAUAACUUUUGAACCCUUUUGAGCUAGAAAGUUGAUCUUGGUGGGUUUUUUUUAAUCCAUUCUCUAACUCUAGGCUCUAUACAUCCGUGGUAUCUUUAUAUUUAAAAAAAAUGUUUUGAAAUUUUUAUGCAAUUGCAGACAAUCACCAUCAUUACUAUUACUAUCGCCAUUCAAUUACUAUUUCCAUUAAUCAUUUGGCAUUUACAGUCCCAUCAGAAUGCUGAAAAUCAUCACUGGAAUCAGAUUCAAAUGAUUCAUGGUUAUUGUCCGAUGUUUCAGCAUCAAUAAUUAGCAAUAAAAGUCCUUUUGUUUGCAAAAUUGACUACUUACGUGGUUUAGCAUCAGCUGACAUGCUUGGAGUAGGCGUGGCCAUUGCUUUGUUUACAAAAGUUUCAACACAAAUUGAACUAUUAUUUGAAAAAACACAUGUAAACAAGCCCUACUUCUAACAGGAAGGUGGUUGAAGAGUUAUCCUUUGUUUAAGAACAUAAAAAAAAGUCAGGUUGAUAGCCGCAGGAAACGAAAUAAACUACAUAAAUUAUUUCAACAGUAUACCGUGGGUUAUAAUCAGUCAAAUCCACAGUAUACUGUGGCUUGGCACAGAAAGAGUUAAUGUACUCAUAAGCAAUGUGUUAGGCAGACAUCUUUUUGGCUACAAAAAAAAGAUAUUCAUGCAUUAGCAUCAACAUAGUUGUCACUGUCAAGAGACAUAAAGAAUUCAUCACAGUUUUUAAAAAACAAAAUGAUCAAUUAUUUGUUCUGAUACAUUCCAACCUAGAAUAUAACUACCAUACCUAAUGUAAGAAAGUUUCAAUAAUAAUAGACAUGUUGCUCCAUUGACUUUGUGUAGUGUCAUCACAUCCAUUGUGUGAGCCUAUUUGGAUUUUACAUUAGUCAGUGACAGAUUAACUGACCUAAAGGCAAAGUGGUGAAAACUCGCGGCCCUUUUUUUAAAAAAAGUUAUUUGAUAGUGAAUGUAUGUUGAAUGAUGCUAGUUGUCAUUAAUUCUCACUAUUUUCAUGAGCAUUAAUCUAUUAUGGAAAUACUCCACACUCCCCUUUCAUACCCCAUAACUGAAUUUUGGAAAAUGGGGAAAAAAUGUCUUGAAUACUAAAAAAAAAUAAUACAAUUCAAUUCUUUUAGUGAUCCUAUCCUAUUUCAGUCUUAAUAUGAAUCCAUUUUCAUCUCUACGGGGCAUAGUUUGCCUAAACUUGACAGUUUUAGCAUUUUGUUUCAUAAUAGUAGAUGUUGAAUCUACCCUUUCAAAAAGUCAAAGGGGAAAGAAAAAGAAGGAAACUAAGGUAAUUAAUAUUUGUUUUUGUUGUUAUUUUCUGUAAUUUACUAUCCUUAAUUCAAAGAGAAAUUAUGGGAUAUAUGAAGUUUAAACUAAAAUUUAAUUUUCAGUUUCAAAUUCUCAAUAUAUUAAAACAAAUAAAUUAUUAAUUGCUGAACUGACUUUUAUGUAUGUUUUUGUUUUCUUUUUUUAUAAGGCAUAUACGAUUACAAUGUUUGAGCUGUUUGAGUUUAUUUAUUUAUAAUGUGAUUCUAUUGUUUAGACAAUCUAAAUGAGACAAAUACAAUGUUUGUAAAAAGUUAUUUGAUUUUAUCAACAUCCAGAGCCAGUGGCCAUUUAGGCCUUAGACCAUGGUGAAGAAUACAGAAGUGGGGUGUCUGUAGGGUGUUUAUGUAACCUAGGAAUUAUGAAUGGUAGUUAAAAUAUAAAAAUAUGUUCUCAAAUUUUAUGCAAUGAAAAAGAUAAUUAGGAACUGCCUCAUUGGGAUCUUUGCAGAAGGGGCAAAAUUUGUGUUAUGUCUGGAUUUAUAUGGUUGACAGUUAAGAUUAAAGUAAGAUUUUUCUAAUUUCAAAAGAUCGUUAUUUGCAGGUUGAAAUUGCUGACAAAAAUGUUGUUGACAGAGGGCUUGUAACAAUAAAUCCAACCAUUAGAGAAAUUCUACGUGAACAUUCUCAAUAUUUUGAUAGAGACAGGGAAGUGAAAAACUUUGAAGGAGAAACUCUUGCAUAUGUAACACCUGUAAGUGUCUGUUUAGACUAAGAUAUUAGAGCUAUUUUUGUGUGUGCACUAAAUACAUUAAAGAAAUUUACUUAAACUUAAUUGAUUUAAGCUACCAGCAGUUAAUAUUAAUUAUAUUAAAUUAAGAUCUUGUCUAAAUGUAAUGAAAUCAUUAAUAAUGAUUCUUUUUCUUUAAAUUGGCUAUGGUUGAUUGGAAGCCAUUGUGUUCACGAGUGUAUAGUUAUGAUUUUUCUCUUGCAGUUUUCUUAACCUUUUAUUUUAUGUGAUAAUUGCUAGAAACAAUUAAUGACAAAAUAUUGACACCCAUCCAGUGGAAUAAUCAUGGUUAUGAUAUUGCUAAACUAUUUGGAGCAAAGUUUAACUUUGUUUCACCGGUCUGGCUUCAAGUGAAACGUCAGCCUGGAGGAGCGUUUCAAAUACAGGGUACACAUGAUGUUGACAAAGGUAUGUGAGUUAUAAACAUUGUUAAAUUAAAUAUUUUCAAAGUGGUUUAUUAAGCCGCAUAUCUUUAAUUCUCCCACUAUUUUUAUGUGAUUUUACUGACAUAAUUUCCACAGGAAAGAUAUAAAUAGCACCAACAGAAAAUAACAAUUAACUUCAAAACUAAUUGAUUUUGAUUUCAAUGAAAAAAUUUUAUAGGUCUUAAAAACAGAGUGCUAAAAAAAAAUUCACACUACUCAUUUCUAAUAUUUACACAUCCACUUCAUGUUCACUUAUCAAAGAAAUCAUGCAAACAAGCUCCCAAAACAUCUAAUUUUGUUUCUGUGGAAGGAGAUGAUUUGUUUUCUAAUUAGUUCAAUAAACACCAGAAUCAAGAGCAAAGUAUAAAUAAUUGAAGAAGUAACCAAAUGAAAUUUAUAUAUAUACUAAGGUUUAAACGGGUGCAGUUUUUUUACACCGCUUGUGGGUAUUUUGGGAAGUGUCCAAGUAUUACAAAAAAAGAGUUAACUUCUCAUGUUCAAUAAUCAAUGCUGGCCUUUAAGCACUAGUCCUACAGACACUCCUACACCUCACCUGUGGCUUUUUAUUGAUUAAUAUAAAUAUAAUAGUCGUCUCCUAAUAAAAAAAUGAAAAGAACUAUUUAACUGAGUUCAAGGGGGGACGUUCCUGGGGUGCCGUCACACGGACUUGUGGCGGGGAAACCAAGAGGUGUGCCGGGGGGUGAGGGAGUUAUUAAGAGCUUGCGCUCGACGGCCCACCGACACCAUUUCCCAAUGUGACUUGAGUUCGACCAUCACACAUGAUGCUCUGCAUGACAGCCUUUUUUUUUUCACUCAGUACUAUUGAUAUAAAGCGUGUAGUUGGGAAAAGGAGGGUUUGGAUGAGGAAGCAGGACACACGAGAAGCAAAAUAUUUAUAAGAUAUAUUGAUAUAAAAGUUUAUUUUUAUUUUAACAGCUACAAACAAUUUUAAUACUAAAUUUUGUUAGAACUAUUUUUCAUGGAAUUCUGGUAAUUCUCAUCGCUUCGUUAUUAAAAAAAAUAGAUGGAAGAAUUGUUGAAAAGUACAAAAUGUACCUAUUGUCUCCCCUUGAAAUUAAUUUUUCGGAGUAAUUUCUAUCGCAUUAGGUUGGAUCGCUGAUGUUGUACAAGGUCGUAAGACACAUUUGGGUGAGAAAUCAAUAUUAUUACGCCUACUAUUAACAUGCAGUGUUGAUAAUACAAUAAUGCAUCACUUGUUAUAAAUUAUUUUUAUAACUUGGUUAUUUUAUGAUAAUAAAUGGGAGAGAUUGCACUCAAGCAAAGAAGAAGUUGUUUUGUCGCAUCCUUUUUUAAGGUUCUCUCGACCUUGAUUUCAUUUAUUUCCUUGAUUAUUUUAAAACCAAUCAUGGGAAUAUUUAUAGACAGCCAUUAAAAUGUCUUUCUUUCAGUCCCGAGGGUACUUUUUGAUGGAUGGAGCCCUGAAGAUUACAAUGCUAUAUUCAAGAAUGAAGAUCUCAUGGAAGACUGUAUUGAAGUUAUAUUGAAUACAAUAAAGGUUUGUAGAGCUAACAUUUACUUUGAAAUAAUUUGUUCUUUUAUCAAUUCUUUGUUUUUAAAAAUCUUGUGAAUCAAAAAAAAUUAUGGCUGGGUCAAAAUACUUAUUUUAAAAGUACAGCCAUUUUUUAAUUUCAGUUUCAAUCAGGGUACUUUAAAUGUAGCAAUAUUAUCAUUGACAUUCUAGAAAAAAUAAAAACGCUUUUAAGGCAGUUAAAAAUUAAACUCUUUCAUCAAAAUUCUAAAAAGAAGUAGUCCUAUCUCUGUUGACUUUUUUUAUUAUAAUAUGACAAAAUUUGUCACACCUUAGCCACAGAUUUUUCUUAAUUACUUAACAACUAAUUUUGCAAAAUGGCAUUGAGGAAAAAAAUAUUCAUGUCUUUUAACCAUUUUUUAAAUUUCAUGUGCCUGCUCAGAGUAAUAAUAUGCUAUGAUUUGCUCUGUAAAUUUGAUGCAUAAUGUUUGUAAAUUGAACAGUGAGACAUCAAGAUUCCCCUGUAAUUGUAUGCCUGUUAAUCUUGACAUAUUUUAACUAAGACUGAUGUGAAUUAAAUGUAAACACAUUUUAUCCAUGACCAUGGUAUGUUUACAUUUAUUAUUAUUAUUAUGUAAUCCCUAUAUUAAAACGCACAAGAUCAUACUUUAAUAGAUCACUGCAACACAUUGGCCGGGACUUACAUUGAAGUGAGCGAUAUGAACUUUCACUUUGAUCAGCCACAGAACCCCUCCACUGCCAAGAUGAUGAAUCUUAGGACUUAUUUAGUUUUCAGCAAUCAGUCGACCAACCGACUCAUAAUAGUGGACAUGUUCUUGAUUGGGGACUAAAUAGGCCUCAGGAUGGUGUAGUUAGAUCUACUUUAAUCACUCAAGAGCUGUCCUUUGACCACUUCUGUGUUUUUUGCAAGCUUAGUGUUAAGGCCCACAAUCCUCUCCUUGAGUUCAGGGAGGUCCGCAGACUGCAAACUAUAAACAGGGAUGCCUUUAAGCACGACCUGAGUUUAGACUUGUCCCCCGCCCUCUGCCCUACUUUUGAAACGCUAGACCAUGCAUUGCGGGCUUGCUUGACUGCACGCUCCUGUCACAGUUAGCGCAAAAAAAAACCUAGUCUGUGCUCUUGUUCUAUCUCAUCUUGACUAUUGCAACUCUCCUCUGUCAGGUUCACUAAAACAUUUCAUAGAAAAACUACAAAAGGUUCAAAACUCAGCUGCUAGGCUAGUUUUAAAAGCAAAAAAACGUGAGCAAUACUCCACUAACUUCAGUGGCUCCCUAUACAGACAGGCAUUGAUUACAAGCUGUCUGUUCUCUGUCACAACUUUUUCUUGGAUUCCUGCCCUUCCUAUCUAACCGAACUUCUUUCUGUCUAUUCACCCCUUUGACAGCUUCGCUCCUCCGCCGACUGGCGUAUUCUGUCCUUUCCCAAGACACGCACUAAAACAUAUGGUGAAUGAUCUUUCUCUUUCUGCAACCCCAAACAAUGGAAUUCUCUCCCACUACACAUCCGCAAUAUACCGACCACCCAGGUCUUCAAAACUGCCCUCAAGACACAUCUCUUUAAACUCUACUAUCCCGACUGAUUCCCCCCUCUGACCGAUAAACGAUGCUGCUGGCUGCCGUCCAUGGUUUGACAUGUAAAAGUUCUGGGGUGGGUGGGGUGAAUAUACAUUUGUUUUUGUUUUGUUGCUAUACAGCUGUUUUUUUAAUUAAAUAAAUGUAGGUAAUUUCUUAAAGUCACAAUUAUGUUUGCUAAAAAAUUUUAUGUACAGCCAGGUGAGCCCAGCCCUAGGCUGAGGUACAGCACUAUAUAAGCAUAAGACCACAAAUAAUAAUAAUAAUUUAUAAAAAUGAUGACGCUAUUCACCUUUUAUUAUUUAUUUUGUUAAAUUUCUUUUCCCUUUUUUACAGACGUACAAAUGGCCAGGUGCCGUUAUUGAAGUUUGGUCUCAGCUUGGUGGCAAAUAUAGAAAGUAAGUUACUACACACAUAUAUAAAUAAAUACUAAUAAACUAAUAGAUCUCAUGCCAUCGGAGGCUGCCUGUUCCCCAUAAUCUUGCCACUCCUACCAUCUCCCCACCCAUACUAACUCUCACCUCAAACCCCAUCCCGUGCCACAUUCUCAUCCACUACCUUUGCCUUUUACCUCUUUGAUACUCCACCUUAUCUCGCUAUGUCGUUCCUACUAUAGAGUAAUUUACUCAAUGUGCAUAAUUUAUUGAAAAAUCAGGGCAACAUAAAAUAAAUGGGGAAAAAAAUCAACAUGCAAAUACCAUUUGAAGCAUAAUAUAAACUAUGAUUAAUAAACUGAAAGUAAUUUAACUUCAGAGAAUUAAAUAGAAAUACAUUUUAUGGCAAUCACAAAUUAAUUGUGCCAAACACUUCACAAAAAAAAAAAAAAUGUACAUGAGACAAUUAAAUUGAAAGGCAAUAUAUAGAAUAUGGCAAACCAAUUAUGCAGAAUAUUUUAAAUACAUAAUUAUAGGAAAUGAUAUAAUUCUGUUAUAAAAUUAAAUGAUAUAUUUAUCUGUCUUUAAUAUGUUGGGUUCAAUAUUUUACAUAUAUCAUAAUAUUUAAGAAUACAUUUCGGGAAGAUGCACUUAAGAGCAUUAUGAUAACUAAAUAGACACUCAGAAAUGAUGCAUUUAACAUGUUAAAAUAUCUGAGGUAGUUUUUAAGAAACAAUUAGUGCAGAUAUAGAUGGGAUUUAUAUUUUAUUAUUUAAUGUGCUGUUUUAUACAUAAAUAAAAUCUCUUAAAGUUUAAAGAUGCAAAUAAUUAAUCUAUAUCAAGACAUUUACAAAUCAUUUGAAUGAUCAUGUUUAUAAAUUUAAAUGUUAAGUUGCUUUAAAUUAUUAUAUUUAAUCUUUUCUCUAUUUUAUCAGUUGUUAUUCCCUUUGGAAAACUUUCAGGAGUUAUAAAUGACACAGGCUAUUGAUAACCUAAUUUGGGAUUUCACAUUAAAUGAAAGUAUGUUUAAACAAUAAAUCUAUUCAUGUUAUGUCUUUCAGAGAACUGAUUCACCUAAUCAAUCACAUGGGAGAGAUGUUUCAUGCUGUUAAAAAAGAGCUCAUCAUUGUAAUUCCACCUCCUCUCUAUGGCCGGUAACACUCAGGAACUACUACAAUUUGUUAAUAGCCCGUACUUAUUUCUCUAUAUUAAGAGCACAUUGUUUUAAUAAGCAAACUUUCCCAAGGUUGAGCCUUAUACAUCCCCAAGGUGACAUUCUUAGGUGGUUAUAUAUAUAAAGGCUGAGACUAUUUGCACCCAGGUAUUAGAAGUGAGAGGUUGGGAUUAAAAAAACUAUUUAAAAUAUUAUUGUUGGGUUUGUAAGACAAAAUGAGGUAUCAAAUGAAUGAUAAUUGAAUGGACUGUUGUUUGUAAACUUACUUCUUCAGUUUAACUAAAAUAAAUGGAUAGCCGUUUAGACUAAAUCCUAUUUGGAUGUCAUUUGUGGUAGUUUGUGGUAUAUAUAUAUAUAUAAACAUUUCUUUCAUUAAAACCAUUGAAGGAAACAAUUGUGUUUUAAUUAUAUCCUAGUAAAUUGGUCCUUACAUUUUAGUGACAUCUGAUUCUUAAAACGUAUGAUGUAUUAACUUAAUUUAAAUUUAAGAUCUUUUGCCUUGAUGCCCCAAAAAUGCUACUGAAAUGUUGCAGAGAUGUUGAGGGUCUGAUAAGCAAAGAGGAUGUUGAUGCCAUGGCUAAAAAUGUGGAUAAAUUUAGUCUGAUGACCUAUGACUUUUCUGGUCCCAACAGGUAAAAUAAUUCUGACUCAAUUCUAUUUUAUUUAGUUCAAUUGUGCACAAAAAAAAACCCCACCAAAGCCAACACAGAUAGAUUUUUAAAAUAGUAGAUUAUAGUAUAAAAAAAUGUGUGAAAGUUAUUUAUUCAAAUUAAGGUUUGAAAAUUAGGCCAUUUAAAUUAGUAUUCUUAAUUUAAUGACAUUCAUGUUUUUAUUUUUUGUACACAUUUUCAUAUUAAAACUUUCAAUAACAUUAAUUAUUUUUAAAUCGCAUAAAUGCCAUGAAAUAAAUACUGUUAUUUUAAGAAAAUAAAAACAUAUCUAAUUUGCAUGAACAGACCAGGUCCAAACAGCCCAUUACAGUGGGUUAAGGACUGUAUCUUUAAACUGGCCCCUGAAUCAGAUUCUCCUAUCAGAAAAAAGCUGCUAGUUGGACUGAAUUUUUAUGGUUUACGUUACAUAGCUAAUGAAGAAGGAACAUUAAUGAAUGGAGAGCAUGUUAUUGGAUCUCAGUAAGUAUAUCAUUGGCAAAAACAUUGUAUGGACAGGAGUCUUUAUAUUAUUUAAAGUGUUUGUUUAAUAACUUUAAUAACUUUAAUCAGUCAGAAAUGUAUUAUACAUUUUAUUAAUAUGGCUAAGCCAGUAAUGAUAUAUCAUUCAGAAAUGAGUGCUACAUUGGAGUCAUAUUCCUCUUAUUAUCUCUUAGAUUUUCCACACCCUCAUGAAUAAAAGAAUUUUGAUGCUGAUCAAUGUUAAAGAAAGAAGGCCUAUCCUUGCAAGAUUUUCAUUUGCUAUUAGAUUGAUGAAUUAUUUUUUUUAUUUAUACAGAUUUGCUGAGUAUUUGAAGAAGUCCAAGUCAUCUCGCGUGCUCUGGAACAGCCAGACAGCGGAACAUAGCUUUGAGUACACGUAAGCUUCAUUCAUUAACUUUAAAAUUAUAAAUUAUCCAGGCUUUAAAACAUUUGUCUAGAAAAGUCAUCAAAAUAUUUUUUUUAAAAAGUCAUUUUUUAUAUACAGUUUCAAAGAAUUGAAAUCAUGCAUUGACAAUUUUAAUUUGUGAUCUUGGGAAUGUUUAAUGUGAGGUGAUUUUUUAGCCAUAUAAAGAUUUGACCAACUUUUCAACUGUGUUUACAGAGAUUCAAAAGGUAAAUUUAGCAUGGUGUACCCUUCACUGAAAUCCAUACAAGACCGUCUUAACUUGGCAAGGGAAAUGGGUACUGGGAUCUCAAUCUGGGAGGUUGGUCAAGGUUUAGACUACUUCUACGACUUGCUUUGAUAUUUCUAUUAUUAGAUAUUGAGUUAUGGUUUUAAAUAUACCUUUUUAUGUUGAUCAAUGUCAAGAAUUGUAUAAUUAUGUCUUGAGGAAAAAGUCAACCUUUUAUGGUCAUAGAAUUUUGAUUUAAUUUCUAAGCUAUCAUUGAUUAAUUGUUAAUCCACAUUAACUUUAAAAAAAUAUGUUCAAGUUUUCUGUUGCUAGUCUUAUAAAAAGGUAUGUGAAUUUUGAAUUAGUAAGCUUAUUCAAGAAUUCUUUGCCAAGCAUACAUGCCAACCUGUGGUAGUCAACCCAGUACAGGAGAGAGAUCGAUAUUGUCUAAGUCUGACUUUCUUUUUGAAGUUGGGUUCAGCAAUCUUUGAUUGAACGCUUCCAACUGUGUAGAAUAACAAACAUUAAAGAAUAUAGAAAAUCAUCUCAGAUAUCCAUCCUCUAAAUCAUAUAGUGUUUUUAGUGGGGUUGCCUACUCAAAAUCCAUUAAUGUUACACUGAAAUCUUUUUAUUUUUAAAUGUGAUUUUGUUUACCCUAUUAAGAGGCCCUAUUUUAAUUGGAUCAGUGCUGUGGGUCACUUUGCUUCUAUAUAAUGUGAUCAUUGCUCAAAAAAUUUUGUUUGAAAAUGCACUCCUUUUAAUUAAUUUGGAGCAAAUAAUGUAAAUUUAAAAAAAAAAAGUGCUCUUAAUGAUAAAACUUAUUUUAAAUUGUAUGAUGCUGUACGCAAUAGACUAACGUAUUAUUAAUAAUAUAACCCUUUUUAAAAAUGUUAUUAGUUAUUAAUUAAAAGAGUACUUGCAUUAUAUUCUUUAUGAUGUACAUUCAUAAUUUUAAUUCCCAUAAAUUGAUCUUAAUAUGAGUUAAAAAUAAGUUUAAACAAUAAUUUGUAAGAUAAACAAUUUAUUAAGUAGGGUCCCAAAAGGUUGAAAAUUCUGCUUUAAAGUUGUUUUUCAAGGACUAUAAAAUUACAAGAUGAUACUGUGUGAGAUAGAAUGUAAAAUUAUUAUGAAAAUAAUUUUAUCAAGAAUAUUAAAUUUAUGACAUGCAUUGACAUAUUUAUUUGUGUAAAUUCUUCCUUUUCAUAGAGAGAGAUGACUUUAAAAACUUGAAGUUGUUUGAGUUGUUGUUCACUAUUGUUGAAUUAUUUAUUUGACUUUAAAUUAAUUUGUUUAAUGUGCAUGAGAAGAUGAGGCUAUUUUUUAUUACCAGCUCAAAAUAAUAUUUAUAUGUGCUGUCAGGUGUUAUAAAAUUUCAUUCCACCCUUGCAGUUGUAUCAUGUUCAAUUUUAUCAUUAAAUUGUUAUUGCAAU